GCUCCGCCCCGGCUCUUUAAGGCGCCGCGGGACCGCGCCGUGUCGGGACGCGCCGAGCCGAGCCGAGGUGAGAACCACCAUGCCGAACUGGGGAGGUGGCAACAAAUGUGGUGCCUGUGGCCACACCGUCUACCAUGCUGAGGAAGUGCAGUGCGAUGGGAGGAGCUUCCACCGGUGCUGCUUCCUCUGCAUGGUCUGUCGGAAAAACUUGGACAGCACUACUGUAGCAAUUCAUGAUGCUGAAGUUUACUGCAAAUCUUGCUAUGGGAAAAAGUAUGGCCCAAAAGGUUAUGGAUAUGGCCAAGGGGCAGGCACGCUGAACAUGGACAGGGGAGAGAGACUAGGUAUCAAGCCUGAGAGCACACCUUCUCCUCACCGGCCCACCACAAAUCCAAACCCUUCCAAGUUUGCUCAGAAGUUUGGAGGGACAGAGAAAUGCUCUAGGUGUGGUGAUUCUGUUUAUGCAGCAGAGAAAGUAAUAGGAGCUGGAAAGCCAUGGCACAAGAACUGCUUCCGAUGUGCCAAGUGUGGAAAAAGCCUAGAAUCUACAACCCUGACUGAAAAAGAGGGCGAAAUCUAUUGUAAAGGUUGUUACGCCAAGAACUUUGGCCCCAAGGGAUUCGGGUAUGGUCAGGGAGCAGGUGCCCUUGUUCAUGCCCAGUGAGGGGCCUAAAAAUGCUCUGCUGAGAUCCUGCUAGAAGGAACAAGUUUCCUAAAUGUUACUAACUACUGUGAAACAGGUAUUAGUUACUUACUGUUCAGCCUAUGAUUUUAAAAACAAACCCACACAGCUUUUCCCCUCGCCUUGUGUAUCACACUGUAACACUUUUAAUACUGAGUAUCAAUUCAAUAAAGCUUUGCUUGUUGAUAUACCCUAA
This is a messenger RNA of Hirundo rustica (Barn swallow), 878 nucleotides long. RefSeq names its product cysteine and glycine rich protein 2 (gene CSRP2). The transcript has 6 exons. Gene Ontology annotation, molecular function: structural constituent of muscle; actinin binding. Gene Ontology annotation, cellular component: Z disc; nucleus; cytoplasm. The record is from RefSeq and is a predicted model, not a curated record. The coding region runs from base 80 to 664 and encodes 194 amino acids. Gene Ontology annotation, biological process: muscle tissue development; sarcomere organization. Lineage: Eukaryota; Metazoa; Chordata; Aves; Passeriformes; Hirundinidae.